Molecule: messenger RNA, 1260 nt
Organism: Hippopotamus amphibius kiboko
Lineage: Eukaryota; Metazoa; Chordata; Mammalia; Artiodactyla; Hippopotamidae
Product: keratin, type I cytoskeletal 16-like
Cellular component (GO): keratin filament
Molecular function (GO): structural molecule activity
Source: RefSeq, a predicted model, not a curated record
AUGACCACCUGCAGCCGCCAGUUCACCUCCUCCAGCUCCAUCAAGGGCUCCGGUGGCAUCUGUGGUGCCUCCAGCCGUGUGUUCUCCGUCCUGGCCGGAGGCUCCUGCCAGGCCCCCAGCGCCUACGGGGGCCUGUCUGUCUCCUCCUCCUGCUACUCCUCUGGGGGGGGGGUCUGCGGGCUGGGGGGCGGCUAUGGCGGUGGCGGCGGCUUCAGCAGCAGCAGCAGCAGCUUUGGCGGGGCCCUGGGUGGUGGCUUUGUUGGAGGAUAUGGUGGCGGCCUUGGGGUCUGCUUCAGUGGUGGCGAUGGCAGCCUCCUCGCUGGCAACGAGAAGAUCACCAUGCAGGGCCUCAAUGACCGCCUGGCCAUCUACCUGGAGAAGGUGCACGCCCUGGAGGAGGCCAACACAGAGCUGGAGGUGAAGAUCCGUGACUGGUACCAGAAGUAGAGGCCCAGGCCUGCUUGUGACUACAGCCCCUACUUCAAGACCAUCGAGGACCUGAGGAACAAGAUCAUCGAGGCCACCGUAGAGAAUGCACAGCCCCUUCUGCACAUUGGCAACGCCAGGCUGGCGGCCGACGGCUUCAGGACCAAGUAUGAGCAUGAGCUGGCCCUGUGCCAGGGCGUGGAGGCUGAUAUCAACGGCCUGCACAGGGUGCUGGAUGAGCUGACCCUGGCCAGAGCCGACCUGGAGAUGCAGAUUGAGAGCCUGAAAGAGGAGCUGGCCUACCUGAAGAAGAACCACGAGGAGGAGAUGCUUGCCCUGCGGAGUCAGACCAGCGGGGACGUCAGCAUGGAGGUGGACGCCGCCCCUGGCGUGGACCUGAGCCGCAUCCUGAAUGAGAUGCGUGACCAGUAUGAGCAGAUAGCAGACAAGAACCGCAGAGAUGCUGAGGCCUGGCUCCUGAGCAAGACAGAGGAGCUGAACAAAGAAGUGGCCUCUAACAGCGAGCUGAUGCAGAAGAGCCGCAAUGAGUUGAAUGAGCUCCGGAGGGUGCUCCAGGGCCUAGAGGUUGAACUGCAGUCCCAGCUCUGCAUGAAAUCAUCCUUGGAGAACAGCCUGGAGGAGACCAAAAACCGCUACUGCCUGCAGCUGGCCAAGAUCCAGGAGCUGAUCUACUGCGUGGAGGAGCAGCUGGCCCAGCUGCGCUGUGAAAUGGAGCAGCAGAACCAUGAGUACACCCUGCUGGACGUGAAGACACAGCUGGAGCAGGAGAUCGCCACCUACCGCCGGCUGCUGAAAGGCGAGGAUGCCCAGUGA